This is a messenger RNA of Betta splendens (Siamese fighting fish), 4434 nucleotides long. Its product is annotated as neprilysin-like. Bases 420 to 2732 code for a protein of 770 amino acids. Gene Ontology annotation, biological process: amyloid-beta clearance; protein processing. Gene Ontology annotation, molecular function: metalloendopeptidase activity. The transcript has 23 exons. The record is from RefSeq and is a predicted model, not a curated record. Gene Ontology annotation, cellular component: plasma membrane. NCBI's taxonomy places the organism in Eukaryota, Metazoa, Chordata, Actinopteri, Anabantiformes, Osphronemidae.
CGCCCUGCAGCUAUUUAGGAUUCGGCGACAGGGUCACUUCUAAACACCGCCCCGACCGAGGAGGCAGCGACGGGGAACUUCAGGAGGGUACUUCACUGCCUCGUGUCUGCAUAAAUAUGGGAUCUCCCUCCCGUGGAUAACGCACUUGACCACUUGCGCAGCGCGAGAGUCUGAUGUAUCAUUUGACUACAGCGGUCCUCGCUGGGUAUGUGUGGUACAGUACAGUAGUGGAGAAGAGUCCGUGCGCGAGUGCUCCCAGAAUAGAAAGGCAAAGGAAAAAGAAGAAGGAGAAGAGAGAGAGGCGGGAUCGCUUCAUGUCUAGUUGAAAUCCAAGGUGAGCACAGAGAUCGCCUGGAACGGCUCGAUCGGCACUUCGCGCUCCCUUUGUGGAUUUAAUGGAUGCUUGAUCUCUGGAUGUGAUGCCCAUAUAUAUUAUCGACCGAAAAUUCCCCGACACAUCUGGUGAGUUGAUACAGGCAGCAGCUGAAGGAGGAGACCUGAGAAUGACAGAGACCAACCCCCCCAAGUCGGCUAAAAAGCCCCGCUGGACCUCCCUGGAGAUCGGCCUCAUUACCAUCGUCUCCUUGCUCUUCAUCAUCAUCGUUGCCCUCAUCAUCCUCUUCGCCACACAGAAGACCGAUGAAAUCUGCACCACAGCUGACUGCACACAGUCAGCGUCUCGCCUCAUCGAGAACAUGGACGCUAGCGUGGAUCCUUGCGACAACUUCUACCAGUACGCCUGUGGAGGCUGGCUUAAAAAGAACAUCAUCCCAGAAACCAGCUCCAGAUACAGCACCUUUGACAUCCUGCGAGACGAGCUGGAGGUCAUCCUCAAAGGUGUUCUCGAGAAGACGGUGGAGGGGGAAGCCAGCGCUCUCACCAAAGCUAAGGUCCUUUACAAGUCCUGUACCAAUGAGAGUUUAAUUGAGCUCAGAGGAGGAGCUCCCUUGCUCGACAUGCUGCCAGAUGUGUUUGAAUGGCCCAUUGCCGUUGACAACUGGGAAAUCACCUACGGUACUACGUGGAGGCUGGAGGACCUCAUUGCCAGGCUGAAUGAGAAAUACGGAACUCUGCUCUUGGUUAACUUUUUUGUUGGCACUGAUGACAGAGACUCCAAUUCACACAUCAUUCAUUUUGACCAGCAGACGAGUCUCGGCCUCUUGUCCAGGGAUUACUAUGCCUGCACUGGACCAUAUGCAGAGGCGUGCCGGGCCUACGAGCAGUUCAUGAUCGACCUGGCCAAGCUGAUCCGCUCUGACCGGGGACUGGCCAUCAACGAAACUCGCAUCAGGGAGGAGGUGACACGGAUUCUGGACCUGGAGAGGGACAUCGCGAACGCGACCGAUACUCCAGAAGACCGCAACAACCCAGUGCUGCUUUACAACAAGAUGGAACUGGGAGACCUCAACGCCAACUUCACGCUCGAGGUUGAUUCAAAGGUGUUUAACUGGAGUUACUUCACAGCUAAGAUCAUGGACACAGUAAACGUCAGCGUUCCGGACACAGAGAAGGUCAUAAACUACUCCCCCAACUAUUACAGAAGACUCAACCUCGUCUUGGCCAAAUACACAAAGAGGGACCUACAGAACUACAUGGUGUGGCGCUUCGCCAUGCACAUGGUCGUGGGUCUGAGCAGAGCUUACAGGGACACCAGGAAAGCCUUCCGCAUGGCUCUGUCUGGGACGACAUCAGAGGCAGCCGUGUGGCGGCAGUGUGCCCUUUACGUCAACAACAACAUGGACAACGCCGUGGGACGACUGUAUGUGCAGGAGGCGUUCUCUGAAAAGAGCAAGGAACUGAUGGAGGAGAUGAUUAAAGACAUCCGGGAAGUGUUCAUCAGUAACCUCCAUGACCUGACCUGGAUGGAUGCACAGACCAGGAAAGCAGCUGAGGAGAAGGCUCGAGCUAUUCGGCAGAGGAUCGGCUAUUCCGACAACAUUAUGGUGGAUGAGUACCUCAACAAUGAGUACAAAGAUCUGAACUACAGUGCAGAGGAGUACUUUGAAAACAUCCUACAGAACCUGGAGCAUGUGCAGAAGAAGCGCCUACGAAAACUCAGAGUCAAAGUCAACAAAGAGGAGUGGGUGACAGGAGCUGCUGUUGUCAACGCCUUCUACUCAUCCAGCAAAAACCAAAUAGUGUUCCCUGCAGGGAUCCUCCAGCCGCCUUUUUUCAGCAAAGGCCAGACUAAAUCUCUCAACUACGGUGGCAUCGGCAUGGUGAUCGGCCAUGAGAUCACACAUGGCUUUGAUGACAACGGCAGGAAUUAUGAUAAGGAUGGUGACCUGAAGGACUGGUGGACACCGGACUCCACGCAGAGGUUUUUGGAGCUGUCGAAGUGCAUCGUGGACCAGUAUGGCAACUUCUCCUGGGACCUGGCAAAUGGACUUCAUUUAAACGGUAACAACACCCUCGGAGAGAAUAUCGCUGAUAACGGAGGGAUACGACAGGCAUAUCAGGCCUACAGGAACUAUGUAAAAGAGCACGGAGAGGAGCCACCACUGCCUGGCAUUGACCUUUCCCAUGAUCAGCUGUUUUUCCUCAACUUUGCUCAGGUGUGGUGUGGAACCCAACGACCAGAACAAGCUGUUAAUUCAAUCAAAGUAGAUGUUCACAGUCCAGGAAAAUUCAGGGUGCUGGGAUCCCUUCAGAAUUUUCCAGAAUUUGCCAAAGCAUUCAGCUGCAACAAAAGCAGCUACAUGAGCCCUGACAACGUGUGUCGCGUGUGGUGAUCUGCAGUUACCCAGGAUGGAGACUGUUUCCACUGUGGGUCCUACCCGUUCCCCCUCCACUACCCCUCCCCUCUGACUGCCGGAGCGUUGGUGGGCGACUGCAGGGAAGCAAAAGCUCCCCUUGACUCUCUGUCCAGAACUGGCGGCGCGACACUGCAGUGUGCGCCUCCUUCGAGCCCACCCCGGACUCUGGCCCUGCAAACCGACGGGGAACCAUCCCUUCGACUCCUCCGUUGCCUGAUUUCUCUGCUCCUCACUGGAUACAAUCACUGCUUUUGUUUUGUUUUUUUUUCGUUCCCAUGUUAGUUUCCAUGUUAGUUGUAAGUCUGACAGUGUUUAUGCGUGUUUCAGUCAAGCGAGGGACAGACAGACAAAUGUGCUCAAACCCACUGGCAAAUGAAUACACCACCCACCCACCCACACUCACACACAUAACAUGGCUGAACAAGUAUGUAUGUGGGACUGAGUUAUGCCUCUUAUAAAACCUCAGCUGUUUCAGCCUUCAUUACCAUUUAAUUGUAAUGUACUCGCUAGAUCAAGGUCAAUUAUUACACAAAAUCUAAACUUGUUUUGUUGAAUAGACCAGUAGUAUUUAACCGUCAACAAAUAUCACACAGCAGUGCUCUAUAUUUAAUGGUAACAUUAACUGCAGGCAACAGAUGGCUGUUCUUUAUUAACUGAGCGGGAAACUGAACCAAAAUGAAGUUACUGCCUUUAAGAUGACAACUGGUCAUGAAUCAUCAAGCUGACAAUCGCCUUUUUUAUAUGUUAACACAACCUCCUGUGUGUUUCUACAUGAAUGUAUGUCUCUAUGAUUUUCCUGUUUUCAGAUCACUGCCUACUGUGAAGCUGGUACGGAUUAUAUGGUCUGUUGUGCUACUUUGUGCGAGUGCAUAUGUGUGUGUGGGAGAACAAAACCCAAGUUGUAUCAUCAAAAAAAAAGCUUCUCUUCUUUUCCUUGUUGGAUAAAAACAAGAUCAAUACCAGACUAGAAGAAGAAGCCAAGUUAACCCAGCUCGCCACAGUAAAUGGAAACAGCUGGCCUGAUUGUGAACAAAGGAAAAACAAUGCCUACUGUGUAAAAUCACUAAUUAUCACAUUAUAUCCCAUUUGUUCAAUCAGUACAGAAAAAAAAGUGUCACAACACAUCCGUGGACUCUCUGCUGGAUGCCUGGCAACUGAACCGUGACGAGACACUAGGAAGUGUGGUCCUUACACCUCAGGCUUUCUAUGGAUUAAACAACUUUUUUGGCUGCAUUUAGAAAGUGUUGCCCGCUGUUUCUCUUCGCUUCAGUCUUUACAUUAAGCGUGAGAUGAAAGUUAAACUGGUCCUGCACCAACUCUUACAGUAGGUGUGUGGUUCUUGGGUUUAGUGAUUCGACUAAUAUGACUGUAUUUUAUCAACAUUUAUUUACAUUCAAAGAAAUAUUUAUCAAAAACUGGGAUAGUAAUGAAUGUUGCUUGCAAUUUGUGGAUUCAGAAGGUUAAUUACAGGUCAAUUAAUGCAUUUUUUACAUUGAGUGAAACAAAGGUCGAUGACACAAGGUUGUUAAUUGUGGAGCAUAUUGCCUUUUUUAGUAUUGCCUGCAAAGAGGCAAUUUCUUUCUUUCUUUCUUUCUUUCUUUCUUUCUUUCUUUCUUUCUUUCUUUCUUUCUUUCUUUCUUUCUUUCUUUCUUUCUUUCUUUCUUUCUUUCUUUCUUUC